Stegastes partitus (bicolor damselfish) is the source of this 1394-nucleotide messenger RNA. RefSeq names its product RAB5 interacting factor (gene rab5if). NCBI's taxonomy places the organism in Eukaryota, Metazoa, Chordata, Actinopteri, Pomacentridae. The record is from RefSeq and is a predicted model, not a curated record. Gene Ontology annotation, biological process: mitochondrial respirasome assembly. The transcript is spliced from 4 exons. Bases 194 to 577 code for a protein of 127 amino acids.
AUGCUCAGAUGCCCUUUUACGGUUCGCGACUGAAAUCUGUCAGCUCAGCGGAGCGUAGAUUCCCCUAAUACCUUCAAAUAUUUCUCUGUAUUUCCUUCCUCUGGUCAGCGCUGGAGAUUUAAAUCUAACCUCAGGUGUCGUCUGAUUUGGAUUCCUACUUUUCGACGUCUGUAGCCGAAGGAAACAGCAAAGAAUGACGAGCAGUUCAAAGCGGAAAGAAGAAAGUCAUCUGCUGAAUGGGGGUGUAAAACAGUCCACAUGGAGCAAAGCCCUCAGCAGUAAUGCUGUUUGGGAAGAGAAGGAUGAAUUUUUAGAUGUGAUUUACUGGCUUCGACAAAUUAUUGCAGUUAUCCUUGGCGUGAUAUGGGGUGUUGCGCCGUUGAAAGGAUUUCUGGGAAUAGCCAUAUUCUGCAUCAUCAAUGCUGGCGUCCUGUAUGUAUACUUCAGCAGCUUUCAGCAGAUCGAUGAGGAAGAGUAUGGAGGCACGUGGGAGCUCACCAAAGAAGGCUUCAUGACGUCUUUCGCCCUGUUUCUGGUGGUGUGGAUAAUCUUUUACACAGCUCUACAUUUUGACUGAGAGGACUCCACAGGACACUAAAUACGAACAUUUCUGUUGAAGUAAAUUGUCAAGACACAAGAACUCCAUGGUUUUUGGGGGGUGGUGUCAGCGCUCCUACAUACAGUAUGACUUCUCAGUGUGCAGUGCAUCAUGGGAAUCCUAGUUCGAAAAACAAGAUCCAGCAAGAACACAGUUUUGAUGUUCAAAUAUUGAACAUCUGCCUAGUUCGAGGAUUCCUCUUUAAGGCACCUUCCAUUACACUUCCCAUGCGUUAGAUUUCCUUCCUCACUUCAUAUUCAUCAUUUCUGACAAAACACUAAAAAUACAGAAAGCGAAUAGUUUGGCUGACACCGGUUGCAGUUCUGUUGACAUUAGAACAGUAACUUGAUGUAAAACAGAAGAAGGAUUCUGUCUCUUGGUCAGCUUACUUUCUUCAGUUUUAGAAGAGUGACGGACAGAUUUAAGACCAUAAAGAAUAACAAGCAGUAUGGACAGUCAUCCCAUAUUUUUUUUCGCUUAUGAGCUGGUCACGCAAGUUACAGGAACAGGGCAAUAAAAACAGUGUCAUCAUCUGUUCGUUAGGGUUCAAUCAGUCCACGAAUGUGAAAUGCCACCUUUUAAUUUCGUGACAAAAUACGCCAUAUUGGAUGUACAGACCUACUGGUAAGGGAUUAAUAUUGUGGCUUCACUGUUAAAUCACCCUUUCAUUGCUAAAUUACAUUUGUGUUUUUUGAUAAAUAAGAGAAAUAUGUAGGUUACAGUAUGUAUGCGCCUAAGGUUUUAAGGUUGGAGUUGUUUGUCUUCAUGGAAAAUUAAAAUGUGAUUCAGAGCUUCA